Messenger RNA from Lachancea nothofagi CBS 11611, 945 nucleotides. NCBI's taxonomy places the organism in Eukaryota, Fungi, Ascomycota, Saccharomycetes, Saccharomycetales, Saccharomycetaceae. The record is from the annotation of a GenBank genome assembly.
AUGUCUGCAUCUUUGAGAACUGAGUUCCUAGGUAGGCAGUAUGAAAAUCCAUUUAUGAACGCCUCUGGUGUUCAUUGCUUGACCAUCGAUGAACUGGAAGAACUGAGCAACUCCAAAGCUGGUGCUUUCAUCACAAAGAGUUCUACCGAAGUCGAAAGAGAAGGUAAUCCAGAGCCGCGUUACUAUUCAACUCCUCUAGGAAGUAUCAAUUCGAUGGGGUUACCAAACAGGGGCUUCAAGUAUUAUCUUGACUAUGUUCUUGACUAUCAAGACAAGCACCCAGCUGCUAAUACUCCUUUUUUUUCCGUUGCUGGUAUGAGUAUUGAUGAGAAUCUAAAGCUCUUGAGAGCAAUUCAAGACAGUGCAUUUGACGGCGUAACCGAAUUAAAUCUCUCGUGUCCUAAUGUACCAGGUAAACCACAACUUGCCUACGAUUUUGAGGUAACUGAAGAACUACUAAGUAAAGUUUUCAGUUUCUUCAAAAAGCCGUUAGGAGUCAAAUUACCUCCCUAUUUCGAUUUUGCUCACUUCGAUACCGCUGCCAGCAUCUUAAACAAGUUCCCCCUGGCAUACGUUAACUGCAUUAACAGUGUCGGUAAUGGCCUCUAUGUCGAUCUCGAAACGGAGAGUGUAGUAAUUAAGCCCAAGAACGGAUUUGGUGGAAUUGGUGGCGAAUACGUUAAGCCGACAGCGCUAGCCAAUGUGCGUGGAUUUUACACCCGCUUGAAUUCUAGUAUAAAAAUAAUAGGAACAGGUGGGAUAAGAACAGGGCAAGACGCUUUUGAGCAUUUGUUGUGUGGAGCAACUAUGUUACAGGUCGGUACUGAACUGUACGAAGAAGGUGUAUCCGUGUUUGAACGUUUGCUACAUGAGCUAGAGGAUAUCAUGAACAAAAAGGGCUACACUUCGAUUGACGAGUUUCGGGGAAAACUAAGUAGCUUAUAA